UCAUUUUCUCCUCAGAAAAAUCUCUGUAUCGUCAUCUCCGCAGCUUCUCCUCUUAUUUCGAAUUGGCAAAAUGGUUUUGAAUGGAUCUGCUCCACCAAGGGGAAGCGCAGCAGCUGCUGCAGGUCUUCGCAGGAGGAGGGCAACAAGUGGUGGUGGGGCAACAGGAGGAUCAGGCAAUUCAGUUCUACAGUUUUACACCGAUGAUGCACCUGGACUGAAGAUUUCCCCAAAUGUCGUGCUUGUAAUGAGCAUUGGGUUCAUUGCAUUUGUUGCUGUUCUACACGUUGUUGGGAAGUUGUACUUGGUCCCAAGGUCCUAAACAUAGAGCGAGAUAGUUUAGUGAUUAACAUACAAAAGGCAUGUUACUUGAAUAAUAAACCUUGUAGAGGUCGAUGAGAGUGUACUUCGACUUAGUUUGAAUAUAUGAAAAGUUUCUUACGGAUCUUAAAAUGUGCUUUCAUGUUCAAGAAGUAGUAAGGGAAAAUUCUCAAU
Messenger RNA from Papaver somniferum (opium poppy), 492 nucleotides. Its product is annotated as protein transport protein Sec61 subunit beta-like. Gene Ontology annotation, biological process: intracellular protein transport. Bases 71 to 319 code for a protein of 82 amino acids. NCBI's taxonomy places the organism in Eukaryota, Viridiplantae, Streptophyta, Magnoliopsida, Ranunculales, Papaveraceae. Gene Ontology annotation, cellular component: endoplasmic reticulum membrane; Sec61 translocon complex. The transcript has 2 exons. The record is from RefSeq and is a predicted model, not a curated record.